Aphis gossypii (cotton aphid) is the source of this 1685-nucleotide messenger RNA. RefSeq names its product mucin-4-like. The transcript is spliced from 3 exons. The record is from RefSeq and is a predicted model, not a curated record. The coding region runs from base 549 to 1685 and encodes 378 amino acids. NCBI's taxonomy places the organism in Eukaryota, Metazoa, Arthropoda, Insecta, Hemiptera, Aphididae.
AUCUACGUAAACAGAAAAAAAUUAUCAAUGAGAGAUUGAAUACAACACAUAUGUAGUCAUUUUUUGUAGAUGGCAUACACCUCUUAUAGCUAAAUUAUUAAAUAUUGAUAUAUUUUUUUUUUAGCUAAAAUAUUAAACAUGAGAUUAGUAUGUUGUAGUAGUACAAUAAAAAACUCUACAAAUUUAACUACAAAUGAAAAAAGAUACUUAUGACGAAGUUUACAUGCGCCCCUAAAAAUGUGCUGUUUUACUCAAUAUUAUAAAAUCUAUUAAAUGGUUCACGUUUUCAGGUGUCGUCGAUUGCAAGAAGGCAACAAGGUCGUGUUUGUGUUUUCGAAGUCUCCCGUAAAGCAUUAUCGUUUGGUGGUUCCUCGGCGGUUGGUAUAUAUACGGCAGCUAUUGUCUCUUCGAGCAUACUUUGUGUUUAAUCUCUUGCCACAGACAAGCCAAAUAGUAGCAGUACUCAAACAGCAAAAGUUAUAUUAUAUCUUAUAAUAUAAGACCUUAUUCACUUGUAAAAGACACGACGACGAGCGAAGAUAUCAGCUAUGAAUUGUAUCCAAGUAUGUUUGGUGUUGGCAGUCGGUUGCACGAUGUUGGCUUCGGCCAAUCCGACAUCGUACCAGUUGGGGUACAGCGCUGACGACCUAAGCACCGUCGAGCUAGACUCGACCGCAAUCAAAGACUGCGAUCCGAUGACGUCCAGCUACCUGGUCACUGGUUCCACUCCAGCGCCGAUCAUGCGCACCGCCUCCGAAUUCGUUUCCGUGUCCACCCCGGCACCGAUUUUGAGCUCCGCGGUUGAUAUCGAACCCGCUCGAAUUAUGUCUGUUACCCCGUCACCAAUCCUGUCCACCGCCUCCGAAUUCGUCUCCGUGUCCACCCCGGCACCGAUCUUGCGCUCCGCGGUCGAUCUCGAACCCGCUCGAAUUAUGUCUGUUACCCCGUCACCAAUCCUGUCCACCGCCUCCGACUUCGUCUCCGUGUCCACCCCGGCACCGAUAUUGCGCUCCGCGAUCGAUAUCGAACCCGCCCGCAUCAUCGACACCGCACCGCUGAAGUUGGAGACCAGAAUCGCGACUAGCCCGCUGAUGAACGCUUUCCGUCCAGCACUCGCGACUUUCGAUUCGACCGCGUGGCAGGCCAAUAUGGAAAACGCUUCACCGGCUCCGAUCGCCUUGAAGACGAUAACCAAAACCACUAAAUUGGAAGCUGUGCCAGCGAUCCGCUCUCAAUACACCUUAGCUACCGCCGCUCCACUCAUCGAAUCCAAAAUCGCCAUGCCCGUCCAACGCCCUAUUCUUCCGAUCGCCAGGAAGGUCGUGUCACUGCCAUCAUCCGUGUCCACGUCGUACUCGUACAUCCCCAGGACAUACGCCUCGUCUUACCUCAACGCGUACACCGCACCUCAAUACUAUUCGACCGCUACCAAAUAUUUAGCUGCACCUCAAUACUACUCGUCCAUGCCAUCCAUCGCACCUCAAUUUUAUUCGUCUGCUGCAACCGUCAUCCCUCAAUACUACUCAUCUGCACCCGCCAUCGCACCUCAAUACUACUCAUCUGCACCCGCCAUCGCACCUCAAUACUACUCAUCUGCACCCGCCAUCGCACCUCAAUACUAUUCGGCCGCACCCAAAUACUAUUCCUCCGUAUCGUUAGCCGCCGACGAACCAUGUGAUAAAUAG